This is a messenger RNA of Aspergillus wentii DTO 134E9, 380 nucleotides long. RefSeq lists its product as uncharacterized. The record is from RefSeq and is a predicted model, not a curated record. The transcript is spliced from 3 exons. The coding region runs from base 152 to 349 and encodes 65 amino acids. NCBI's taxonomy places the organism in Eukaryota, Fungi, Ascomycota, Eurotiomycetes, Eurotiales, Aspergillaceae.
GAAGAAGAUCCGAUCGUUCCGAGUGACAGGUAAUCUGGGGUAGCAUGAUGUGGUACAAUACGUAUGCUGGUGCUCUGCCACAAUAUAUAUAGCACAGCGGCAUAGUACAGACCGAAGGCAACAACUGUAAAUUGAAAAUGCCUCUGCCACAAUGCUCGGCAAAACGCUCGUGUCCAAAGCAGGUCGUGUCGUCCAAGUUGCACUGGGAACCGUUUUUGCGAUAAUCUUCCCUCCACUGCUGAUCGUCCUGGUGGUUGUCGGAAUAGUCACUGCCAUUCGAUAUUGCGUCGCUCUCUCGAGUCAGAUUCCUGCGGUGCUAUAUGAAUUAAUGAUGUGGUUCACCGCAUGAUCGGAUAAGCGGUGGUGGGGUUAUCCACAAU